AUGUCGGAGCUACACGAAGCGCUCGCGUGCCUCCGGCCGAAGGAGUUUAGCGACGUCCCUACCGACAACCUCCAGACAUUCCUAUCCGAAAUACUGGCCAAAGCAGAAGUGAUCGCGAACUCUGUGCCUCCACCACCCAAUGGAACGCCUUACGAGUCGUCACAACGAACCCGAACCGAGCAAGAACCUGCAACGGGCUCCAAAGACCUCACAAUUUCCCAAGUCCGCCGGCCACCACCUGCGCCAGAGCAUGAAGAGCUGCAGAAGUCAUGGGGCAAGCCCGUGAAGCUAGGAAACAAUGACGCCGCUACAGGCAUGAGCGUGUAUAAGAUGGCCGGAAAGGACAGGCACGGAGCCUGGUUUUCGCGCUCGAGCGUACACGAGGGCCUCGGGUUCGAGAAGUGGAAGCGCGCCAUGAAGAGGGAGUUCCCGGAGAGUCUGGAAGUCCAGGGCGGCCCCGGCGAGGGCAACAUACGAGGCAUUGGAGGCGACCAACGGCUAGAGGACAUGACAGUCGACGGCGUUGGUCAACUGCAAGUCUACCAGCUAUCCGCGCAGUUCCCUGGCCCCACCUCACCGCGAGAGUUCAUCACCCUACUCAUCACCUCGGAUACAUGUCUUACCGAUGCCUCCAAAGUCGCCAACUCAACACCGCGACACUUCAUGGUCGUUUCCAUACCCUGUUCACAUCCGGAUGCGCCGCCGCGAAGCAACAUGGUGCGAGGCUUCUACGAGUCGAUUGAGAUGAUCAGGGAGAUACCCAUAGGCGACGGCGACGCAGAGACCAACCCUAUCGAGUGGAUAAUGGUCACUCGCAGUGAUCCUGGUGGUGGUAUUCCUCGAUUCAUGGUCGAGCGGAAUGUGCCUAGCAGCAUAGUCCAGGACGCGGUCAAAUUCCUUGACUGGGCAUGUGCUAAAGACGACAACGUCGAGGCAGAUGGAAUGGCAGGCAAAGACGACUCUGCGGAGACGCCCAAAGCGCACGACACUGGGCGGACAUUCUCCGCAACUGACGCGAACGGUAUGGGUGCCGGAAUAGGAACCAGCAUAGUGGACAAGACUGGGGAGGCUGGCAGCCAAUACAGCUUACAACGCACAAGAUCCGAUAGCUCCUCAAGCUCGUCGUCUUCCGGCGAUUCGUUCGCAUCUGCAGAACAGUUCACUACUGCCCGCGAAGGACUCCCAAUCGACCGAGAGAUCCCGACGCCAUCAACUUCGUCGCAACAGUCCCUACCGUUGACAGAAGACAGCCCACAUCACAAGGGCUUACAAAAGAUUGAAGAAAAGAAGGAACAGCUGAAGGCAAAACUCGAGCAAGCGCGCGAAAAGCAGGAGUCGGGACUACAAGCUGAAAGCCAGAAGGCGAAUGCGGACAUGCAAAAAGCGAAUGAGAAGCACGAGAGGGAGAAGAAGAAACAGAAAGAGAAGUAUGAGAAAGAGAUGCGCAAACUCGAGGAGCGUCGCGAGAAGGAGACACGGAAGCUGCUCCUUCGCCAGCAGAAGGAAGCAGAUAAGAACCAACUUGCUAAAGCGCAACGCGAGCGGGACGAGUUCAAGCAGCGCGUGGAGAUACUGGAGCAGGAGAAUAAGUUGAUUAAGGAGCAGAUUGGUGACCUGCAACAUGAAAACACGACGCUCGUAUCUCGGUUGGGAAAGACUCCUGAGGGCAUUGAGAUCCUGAGGUCGAUCAAGGAGGGGGAUAAGGGUAGAAUAAGGGCAAGCUCAAGAACGAGUGUGAGCUCUGGGAUGAGUGGAACGAGGAGCAAAGCUUCGAGUGGUUCGUCGAACACGCUACCUAGGGCUGGUACAACAAACUUUUGA
Messenger RNA from Alternaria arbusti, 1821 nucleotides. RefSeq lists its product as uncharacterized. Lineage: Eukaryota; Fungi; Ascomycota; Dothideomycetes; Pleosporales; Pleosporaceae. Bases 1 to 1821 code for a protein of 606 amino acids. The record is from RefSeq and is a predicted model, not a curated record. The transcript has 2 exons.